AUGACUGAGCAGGCGCCGCCCGAACCGGGCGCGGCCCAUGUCGCCGGGCAGGUCACCUUCCUCGUCUGCGUUGCGGACGACGGCCACUCCGAGGUCGCGGCGCGGUUCGCUGCGCUGCGCGCGCGCAACUCCGGCGGGCAUGUCGCGCUCCUCCACGUCGUGCAGCCGCCGGAGUUCCAGCAUUGGGCAGCGGUCGGCGAGCUGAUGCGGCAGGAGACGCGGGAGGAAGCCGAGCUUCUUCUGCAGUCCAUGGCCGCAAAGGUGACGGAGGUCACGGGAGAGGCACCGAGCAUGACGGUGCGCGAGGGCCGCAUCGGCGACGAGAUCCUGGGCCAUAUCGGCGAGAACGAGGCGAUCAACCUUCUGGUCGUCGGCGCCGCCCCGCCCGAUCAGGGACACGGUCGCUGA
Molecule: messenger RNA, 408 nt
Organism: Geodia barretti
Lineage: Eukaryota; Metazoa; Porifera; Demospongiae; Tetractinellida; Geodiidae
Source: the annotation of a GenBank genome assembly